AGAUGGCCUGUGGGUGCCACGGCGUUGCUGGUCCCUGCCCGGGCGCACCGCCGGGGCCUAGAGGCGAGCGGGAGAGGACGCGGGCAGUUCUGCGCCAGGGGAGCCGGAGAAGCCCCGCGGCGCCCGCCGAGGCCCCUCAGGGCGUCAUCCUUGCCUCUCGAAAGUCAGCCCGUCUCCCUUAGGGAACGGGCGCCCCGGGACGCCGGGGGCUGCUGAGCUGGGGGGGGGCUCGAGCUGCGAGGAUCCGGGCUGCCCGCAGGACGAGGAGCGGGAGCCCAGUAACUCCACUGAGCCUACGAAUACGGACUUUUUUCCUUAAACCACAAACAUGUGUUUAUUUAGCCAGAUAAGUAUAACUGAGGUCUAAUUGCUUUGGAAGAAAUGCGUAAUUGUGCAGAGAUGAGGAAAACAAUUACUCUCUUAUGUGGAUGCCUAUGGCGUGUCUUCUCAGCAAAUACAUGUGGGCAUUUUGAGAGAAGAAGUAAAACAUUUCUGCCACUUUCUGCAAUUAAGUUUUGACUCUGAUCAGGAUGGGAUGCAUGAAGUCCAAGUUCCUCCAGGAUAGAGGCAAGGUCUCAAAAACCGAGCCCAGUGCCCUGCACAGCCCCGUAUAUGUGCCGGAUCCCACGUCUGCGGGCAAACGGCGGCCUGACAACAACAACGACAACCCACCAGGGCCGACGGAGGGUCCUGACGACAUCACUGUGAUUGCCCUGUAUGAUUACAAGGCCAUCCACCAUGAAGACCUCAGUUUCCAGAAGGGAGAUAAAAUGGUGAUCCUGGAAGAGUCUGGGGAGUGGUGGAGGGCUCGAUCCCUGGCCACCGGGAAAGAAGGCUACAUUCCAAGCAACUAUGUCGCCCGCGUUGACUCCCUGGAGACAGAGGAGUGGUUCUUCAAGGGCAUCAGCCGGAAGGAUGCGGAGCGCCAACUUCUGGCCCCGGGCAACAUGCUGGGCUCCUUCAUGAUCCGGGACAGCGAGACCACCAAAGGAAGCUACUCUUUGUCAGUGCGAGACUACGACCCCCAGCACGGGGACACGGUGAAACAUUACAAGAUCCGGACCCUGGACAGCGGGGGCUUCUACAUCUCCCCACGGAGCACCUUCAACACCCUGCAGGAGCUGGUGGCUCACUACAAGAAGGGGAGUGAUGGACUCUGCCAGAAGCUGAUAGUGCCCUGCGUGUCCUCCAAGCCCCAGAAGCCAUGGGAGAAAGAUGCCUGGGAGAUCCCACGGGAAUUACUCAAGCUAGAGAAGAAACUUGGAGCCGGGCAGUUUGGGGAAGUCUGGAUGGCCACCUACAACAAGCACACCAAGGUGGCCGUGAAGAUGAUGAAGCCAGGGAGCAUGUCCGUGGAUGCCUUCCUGGCAGAGGCCAACCUGAUGAAGACUCUGCGGCAUGAUAAGCUGGUGAAACUGUAUGCAGUGGUCACCAAGGAGCCCAUCUACAUCAUCACAGAGUUCAUGGCCAAAGUGACCGCAGUCCUGUGGCUUCCCCCCCCGCCCCCCCCAACAGGAAGCCUGCUGGACUUCCUGAAAAGCGCAGAGGGCAGCAAGCAGCCAUUGCCAAAGCUCAUCGACUUCUCAGCGCAGAUUGCAGAAGGCAUGGCCUUCAUCGAGAAGAGGAACUACAUUCACCGAGAUCUCCGAGCCGCCAACAUCCUGGUCUCUGCGUCCCUGGUGUGCAAGAUUGCCGACUUUGGCCUGGCGCGUGUCAUUGAGGACAAUGAAUACACGGCCCGGGAAGGGGCCAAGUUCCCCAUCAAGUGGACGGCUCCUGAGGCCAUCAACUUUGGCUCUUUUACCAUCAAAUCAGACGUCUGGUCCUUUGGUAUUCUGCUGAUGGAGAUCGUCACCUAUGGCCGGAUCCCUUACCCAGGGAUGUCAAACCCUGAGGUGAUCCGGGCACUGGAGCAUGGAUACCGGAUGCCUCGACCCGAGAACUGCCCCGAGGGACUCUACAACAUGAUGACACGCUGCUGGAAGAACCGCCCUGAGGAGCGGCCCACCUUCGAAUAUAUCCAGAGCGUGCUGGAUGACUUCUACACGGCCACGGAGAGCCAGUACCAACAGCCAUGAUGGGUGGAGCCCGGGCAGGGCCGAGUACCCAGCUGACGCCCGAGAGGUGGUUCCAGCGCCAUCUGCCUGGUGCCUGCUUGUCCUUCCCACUCCCGGACACCCACCCUCGUCCCAGCCACAGCGCCUCAUCUGUCAGGUGGGUGGGCUGAACUGGACAAUCUCUUUUUGACUCUAGCAAUCUCCAGUCUGCCAUCCUCAGGAGACCCCAAGUUGAUAUUUCUUCUAGUGCCUGGGACAGCUGGAUUCCGGUUACAGCUGUGGUUUGGACGGGAAACUUUUAAAAAUCAUGAAAUAAAUAUUUAAAUAAAAGAUACAAAUGCUAA
Messenger RNA from Lynx canadensis (Canada lynx), 2401 nucleotides. It is a transcript of the gene HCK, whose product is annotated as HCK proto-oncogene, Src family tyrosine kinase. Gene Ontology annotation, biological process: innate immune response; protein phosphorylation; cell differentiation. Lineage: Eukaryota; Metazoa; Chordata; Mammalia; Carnivora; Felidae. The record is from RefSeq and is a predicted model, not a curated record. Gene Ontology annotation, molecular function: ATP binding; non-membrane spanning protein tyrosine kinase activity; signaling receptor binding. The transcript is spliced from 14 exons. The coding region runs from base 531 to 2078 and encodes 515 amino acids. Gene Ontology annotation, cellular component: extrinsic component of cytoplasmic side of plasma membrane.